Pongo pygmaeus (Bornean orangutan) is the source of this 1773-nucleotide messenger RNA. It is a transcript of the gene RPP25L, whose product is annotated as ribonuclease P/MRP subunit p25 like. The record is from RefSeq and is a predicted model, not a curated record. Gene Ontology annotation, cellular component: ribonuclease MRP complex. The coding region runs from base 287 to 946 and encodes 219 amino acids. Gene Ontology annotation, biological process: tRNA 5'-leader removal. The transcript has 2 exons. NCBI's taxonomy places the organism in Eukaryota, Metazoa, Chordata, Mammalia, Primates, Hominidae. Gene Ontology annotation, molecular function: RNA binding.
CUCUCGCCCAUGCAACAGCAGCCACUACAAACUGAAGCUUUUGUUCGCACCCACGGUGAAACCCACAGCUCCCUCUUUGCUCAACAGCUAAUGCCAGCCCUCCCAUCUUCUAAGGGCCAGAUGCCCCUCCUUCAGACGCAGGACUUCCCCGACGGCCGCUCCUUUCUACCGCAGGGAACUGUCCUGCCUCCCUCCCGGGCGUAACAGCGGAGGCUGCCCUCGUGUUCCCAUUCCCACUGGGACUAGUCCAGAGCGCCCUGGCCGGCGGGUUGUUUCCGCGGCGGAGAUGCCUCGGGGCCCGUCCCUCAUGUCCCGCCCCCUAUGCCCCGCCCCCUCGGGGCGUGCGCGGCCCCGCGGCCUUAGUGCGCUCCGGGCCCGCGCGCCAUCUUGGCUCCGGAUCGUGCGUGAGGCGGCUUCGUGGGCAGCGAGAGUCACAGACAAGACAGCAAGCAGGAUGGAGCACUACCGGAAAGCUGGCUCUGUAGAGCUCCCAGCGCCUUCCCCAAUGCCCCAGCUACCUCCUGAUACCCUUGAGAUGCGGGUCCGAGAUGGCAGCAAAAUUCGCAACCUGCUGGGGUUGGCUCUGGGUCGGUUGGAGGGCGGCAGUGCACGGCAUGUAGUGUUCUCAGGGUCUGGCAGGGCUGCAGGAAAGGCUGUCAGCUGCGCUGAGAUUGUCAAGCGGCGGGUCCCAGGCCUGCAUCAGCUCACCAAGCUACGUUUCCUUCAGACUGAGGACAGCUGGGUCCCAGCCUCACCUGACACAGGGCUAGACCCCCUCACAGUGCGCCGCCAUGUGCCUGCAGUGUGGGUGCUGCUCAGCCGGGAUCCCCUGGACCCCAAUGAGUGUGGUUACCAACCCCCAGGAGCACCCCCUGGCCUGGGUUCCAUGCCCAGCUCCAGCUGUGGCCCUCGUUCCCGAAGAAGGGCUCGAGACACCCGAUUGUGAAGACCUGCUGAGCCAGCCUGUUCUCCGGGCCUGAAUGUCUGGGGUGCUUGUGCCUUUUCUGAGAAGCCCUGUGACUGCUCAACAUCCCCAUCAAGGUUUGAGUCCACAAAAGUGGACCUCCCUAUCAUGCUUCCCCUUCCCUCUAGCAUGUGGGAAGAGACUGCUGUGAAGAAUGACAGAUAUGGGGCCUCUGCCAAGUUCCACAUUGCUAAGUAAGGGCUUACUCUGCCUUCUACCUGCAAUGCAUCUGAACUGCCUUCUUAAAGAGGUCCAGGGAGGGAUUUAGGAAAUAAAGUUUCUACCUAUUUGAUGAGCCUCUACUCAGCCUGCUAUGUGGAGUGGGAUUAAAGAAAUGGGAGUCCCCGCCCUUACCCCAGGGGGCUGAUCGGGUGAAGACAGAGGAAGAGUAGGCUCAGGCCGGUGCUGGGAGAAUAUAGUGUCUACAAGAAGCCUCAGUCAGUACUGAAUAUAUCUAAUUCCCUGGGUAGUUAUUUGUCCCUGCUUUGGCCUGGUUUAGGAACACUGCCAGGUCAGACAUUUCUCUCCAUCUGCAGCAUACAGUAUAAUAUAGUGGUUGUGAGCGUGGACUCUGGUACCAACCUGCCUGGGUUUCAAUCCUGGUCUGCCACUUAUUAGCAAGUUACUGCUCUGUGCCUUAGUGGUCUUAUCCGUAAAACAGGAAUACGAUAGUGUUUAUCACAUAGGAUUGUUAUGAGAUUAAAUAAGGAAAUAUACAUAUAUGACAUUUAGAUACCACGUUGGCACAUAGUGCUAUUAAGUGUUAAUUGCUAUUAUCGUUAUUAAAGACUUACUUAUCCCAAAUGCAA